Molecule: messenger RNA, 1005 nt
Organism: Thamnophis sirtalis
Lineage: Eukaryota; Metazoa; Chordata; Lepidosauria; Squamata; Natricidae
Source: RefSeq, a predicted model, not a curated record
AUGCCCAACGAGACCUCCUUCAGCAAGCCGUCGGCUUCGUCGGAGCAUCACGCCCAGGGGACCAAAACGGGCCCUUUUGGGAAAGCUGCCGGGCUGGCGGCCGCCGGAGGUGGCGGCAACUCCGGGGGUUUAACCCAGGGCCCUGCUGGGGCCGCCACCGCCGCGGGGAAAAAGUCCCCGCGGCUCCCCAAGUGCGCCCGCUGUAGGAACCACGGCUACUCCUCGCCUCUGAAGGGCCACAAGCGGUUCUGCAUGUGGAGAGAUUGCCAGUGUAAAAAAUGCAGCUUGAUCGCCGAGAGGCAACGGGUGAUGGCCGCCCAGGUUGCAUUGAGAAGACAACAAGCCCAAGAGGAAGAGCUGGGGAUUAGCCACCCCAUCCCAUUGCCUAGCGCCACAGAAAUGUACGUGAAGAAAGAAAACAACGCUAACAGUUCCUGCUUGUUGGAAAGCACCAGCCCACCCCAGUCAACAACCACAGCAACUGUAGUGUCUACCUCAUCCACAGAAGGACGGAUGCUGAUUCAAGACAUUCCUUCCCUGGCCAGCAGAGGGCAUCUGGAGAGCACAUCUGACUUAGUUAUGGACCCCACCUACUACAGCAGUUUAUACCAGCCAUCCCUGUAUCCUUAUUACAACAACCUGUAUAAUUAUUCUCAGUAUCAAAUGGCUGUGGCCACCGAAACCACCUCUGGUGAUAUGGGAAGCCCAUUGACCGGGUCACCUGUUAAGAACAGCCUCCGAAGCCUCCCAACAACUUACAUGUCAAGCCAGUCGGGAAACCAAUGGCAGUAUUUUCACCACCCAGUAGUCAAGAUUCUGGCUUGGUUUCCCUUUCCAGCAGCUCUCCCAUCAGCAAUGAAAGUACCAAGGCUGUGCUGGAGUGCGAAUCCGCCUCUGACUCCAGCACCUUUCCAGUUCAUUCUGUUAUGGAAGAUGGCGAAUAAGCAGGAUGGAAAAAAUAAAAGUCCUGGUGUGGAUUCCCUUGAAGAAGUGCCUUCCUGUUAA